Molecule: messenger RNA, 19553 nt
Organism: Pelobates cultripes (western spadefoot toad)
Lineage: Eukaryota; Metazoa; Chordata; Amphibia; Anura; Pelobatidae
Source: the annotation of a GenBank genome assembly
CUCCCUCUCGCGCUGUGUAGUGAUGCAGAAUAACGUCAUAUUCCAGCUCUGGCAUCACUGCGGUGCGCGCGAGGGAGCUGAACAGGAGGAUUAGUGCUCCCUCGCCACCCGAAUGGAAAGCUUCGCCGCUGCCAGCCUGGGGUGCCCUGAGGUGGCCGCCCGGCCAGCUCCUGGGUCCCCCAGGACAAGAGGCUGGUAAGGCAUUUGACAGGGUGUUUAGGGGGCGGCUUUUGUGCCACCCCCUAGAAAGUGCCGCCCAAGACAAAUGCCUUGUUUGCCUCUGGGUAAAUACACCCCUUUUUUUUAAUAUGAAUUAUGGAGACCACGACUGACCAUUUUACCAACAUUGUGUGUAUAGCCGAUUCCCUAAAGCCCUCGAUAUGUUCAGUGAAAAUCUAUUCAUAUGUCUUAUGAUCAUGUCAGAUACAUUUUUGCCUAUUCAUGUCAAAUGGUGCAGGAAAAAUAGAUGGGCUAGGGGCUCUUUCAAUUUCAGCUAUUUUGGCCUAAAAGUUCAAUUUGUUAUACUUAUCUCACAAUAAGUUUUUAUUUCAUGUAAUAGUGUAUGUAUUCUUGUUUUUCAUAAUAUUUAUUUCAUUGUUUAAUUUCCUCAUAUUCAAGGUAACAUGGGGAAAUGAAACAAUAGCGUUGAUUUAAAUCCAGUUUUCUUAUUGAUCAGUUUGAUGAAUCUAAUAUUUCUAUUUUCUAAAAUAAUCAAAACAAAUCUAUUAUAUAUACCCCAAUCCAGAGGAAUAUUGAACAACUUUUGUACUUCUAAUUCAAGCUUUAAAUAUUAAUUCAAAUAUGCUCUAUUUUUCUGUUUUUGUUUUUUGUUUUCAGAAUGUUGUACGACAAGCCGGACACCGUGAAACCUGUGUGAGUUUGGUUAAUUUACAAUAUAAAAUAUUUUUAUAUAUUCUUAAGGAGUGCAAAAAAAUUUUUGUUUACUUACUAAAAGUUAGAAUUUGUGAGAAUUUACAGUGAAUUUAAAACUUUAGUAGGAUUAUUCACAAAACCACUGGACAUUAUCCAAAUGGACAAAACCUGGUGAAAAUUACUGAAUUCCGACCACAUUGGCAAUUCGCAGAUUUAUGGAAGCCAAAUGGGGUCAGGAUUUGGUAAAAUCAACCGAAUCUGUAAAAUUAAUUUAAAUGCAUUUGGAAAAUCACUAAUUUCCACAUCUGAACCAAUUUACAGCACCUGAUUCGGAGAUGUAUCAAUGACUGCACAUCGCUGAUGGUAAACCAGAUGCAUCCGGCACAUGGGUGACGGAUGGGGGCCAUAAAAUUCAUAUUCAUAGUGCCCAAUUUAUGGGGGCUAGGGAAAGGGACAAUAGGCUUUUAUUAGAACAUGUCACACUGCCAACAUUUUGGUCACUAAUCGUGAUCUUUCUUAAGCCAUUAUCUAAAAGCAAAUAACAGAGUAUAUAUACACGUACAUAAAGUGGAAAGACAUACAUUAACUUUAUAUAAAACAAAACAUGUCAAUCAGUUGCGAAAAAUACCUGAAGUGUCUAUCUCUCCCUGUGGAUGAUGGCUGACACCAUAGCCAAAUAAACAGAUCUCAUGACUGGGACCAGAAACUGCAUGACUUCACGUGUUACCUAAUGCGGGAACCCAGGGCUAAUACAAUAAAUAUGCCUCCCAUAACCAAGGAGAUAAACUGACUCCUCGGGGCAGACCAUAAUAAAAAGAAAAAAAGAUGACUAUGGCCUCAACUAAAUAACACCUAGAGUAGGCCAGUCGGGAAUAAUACAAUGCACACGGGGAAUCAUACUAUUUGACAAUAUACUGUAUUGUGAGACCAUCACAGAAAAAAAUGUAUUUGUUAAUAGUAUAUAUCAAUUCAUAUAUUAAUAAAAAAACUCAUAUAUUUAAUUAAUUCAUAAAAACUUCACAUAUUAAUCAAAAUAAAUUAAAAAAAAUAAAUGAAUACAAACUAAUAUAAAUGAUCAUGCUAAUAAAUAAAAAGUGAUACAUGAUUACCCAGUGCUCAUAUAAGUGAACGAACAAAGCAAUAUCAAGAUAGGUGUAUUCACAAACUUAAUCUAGUAAUUACAAAACUCCAUAUAGAAAACACUACUGCCAUCUAGUGGCUAAGAUAUAUAAUAAAAACUCUAGUGAAAUCUUAUAAAAAUGUCUGCCAUCUAGUGGGUAAAACAUAUAACUACAGUUCAAAAAGAGAUUCAUAAAAAAUACAAUACAUACACAGUUCUACAAAACUGCAAUCCUAGUGCAAAUGUUAUAAUAAAUGCUAAUAAAAUACCAACAGUGCCUUAAGUGCCCAAGUGAAAUAUCUAUAUAUGAAUAUUCAUAGUAUCCAGUACAUAUGAAUUGCAGAGACACACACUCAGACACACACACACUCAUUAACAGACACACACACACACUCACUAACAUUUAAAUUCCAACAAUUAAAGCCAACACUACACAUAAACACACCCCUGCAUUGAAAUGCAAACACUACACAUAAAUACACUCCUGUGUUCACAUGCAUGUACCCCAUACAAAAAACAUGCUUAGGUAGGGCAAAUGUUAGAUCCCCAGCUGGCAAAGAAUAGUGGAAGACGCACAACAGCUGACAAUCUACUUUUUGGCCUGCAUUGCAGUAGAGUUGGGCUCAAAACAAUUUCUUGCACCAAGGCCGCAGGGCAGAAAGUAGGAAGUUGCCAGCAUUUGUCUCUUCUGCUACCAGUCAUGCACCCUGUUGAUGAGUUUCUUCCUUCAAGUUGGCAGACUGUUGUACAUGAGUGACAUUUUCCCUUUAAUAUUAGGAUCACACAGGGAAAUUAACACCAGUAAACAACAAAUUUGGCUCUCAAAAUGGACUAUAAAGAUCUUUACAUAGUUACACAGUUACAUAGCUGAAAAGAGACUUGUGUCCAUCAAGUUCAACCUUCCUCACAUUUGUUUUUUUGCUGUUAAUCCAAAAGAAGGCAAACAAACCCAGUUUGAAGCACUUCCAAUUUUGCAACAAGCUAGGAAAAAAAGUCCUUCUUGACCCCAGAAUGGGGUUUUUAAAAGAUUUUUAUAUACACUUUUCUGCUCAUCCCAGGUUCCAAACUAGCUUGCUGAGGAGGGACCAGGGGUUGCAGAAAUUUCAGUUUUAUGAGAGGCAUUUAAUAUAUUCCAAAACCUAACUCUAAACACACUAUGCUAUACACUUAUGUACAGACGCUUGCAAAAUCUUUGUAGCCAGGUCAGACCAUCUCGGUGAAUCCAGACAAUUAAUUUGAGGCCGAACAUUUUAUAUUUUAUAUAUAAUGCCACAAAAAAUAAAUUAGCAUCUAAAAUCUCUUCCAAAUUUUAAGGGAAUGACUCUUCGCUGAACUUAAAAUGUAGAUGUAGCUGAUCCAGUAAUAAAUCCUCUGCUCUGUUUAAAAAACUCCUCUGCACUGUUUGGUUUACAACAGGAAAAUUAAAUAUUCCUUCAUUACAGUAUCAUUUUAGGGAAUUUUUCAGACAUGAAUAAAAUGUAACCCAUUGCUUCUAAGAAACAGUUCACCUCACAGGUCUUAGUCAACAGCUUCCAAACUAACCCUGACCAUGCCGUAAUUAAUCACAUCACCUCUACUGGGUAACCAUUCUAUGCAUCCACUACUAUACACAUCACAUUAGUUAACGAUAUUUUUACAAUAAAAUAAUAAAUAUACAACGCAUUAAUUGAUAAUAACUUAACAAUGGACGAUGAACCAUGCCCACUGGGCAUAACAGUCUUUGCAUGCCCUCCUUAAAAUAAAACAAAACAAAAACUAGGGGUGCAGCCCCCACCAUUGGCAAGCUACUUUUAUAUCAUGGCACAUGAGUGAGUUGACUCGACAAACAAAAUCAACUCACUCCUCCUUUCUUUCCCCUUUGUGUGAUACAAGCACUGAGUGGAAAAAAAUGUUCGUCAUGUGAUUUAUUCAACCAGAAAUAAUAUAAGCCAAAUAAUCUGUGAUGUUAUAUAAAAAGAGAGUACAAUAUUUCUAAUUCUCUAUGUAAAAUCAAUACCAUUUAUAGGAGAACGGAUGUCCUAAUGAUGACCCCAUGGUUUGCCCCCAUUGUUUGGAACAGCACCUACAACAUCGAUAUACUGAAUGCCCAGUUCCAUCAGCGAGGAGUCCGCAUCGGAAUUACAGUGUUUGCCAUUAAAAAGUAAGUAAUGUUGAUUUAAUGAAGAUAAAAAAAUAGGUCUAAGGUAAAUGUUCUAGACAUCAGCAGUAUAAAUUAUAUCAGGGACAUGGAACAAGACAUGGAAAUAUUUUGGGACCCCAUGAUGACUUAAAGGGACUCUCUUUCCACAAAACAAUGAAGUUGUUUCGAGAGCUCACAGAGAAGCAUCAUGGACAUACAGGGCAUGAACAGCUAUUGAUGUGAUCUGUCUAUUAAAUACUUCUCUAUAAGACAUCGAGCUUCUCAUAGAGAAGCAAUGGACACAUACCCCAUCACUGGAAAAAUUCCGUUAUUGAAGUUAUUUUUGUCUGAAGUCUCUAGUGGCUUUCUGAAUGAUAACCACUAAUAAUGUUGCAUCUCAAGGACGGCAUUAUUUACAAGGCUGCAGAAAUCACUUCACUAAAAUGAAGUUUUGCCUGGAUCAAAGUUAAUCACCUCUGCCCUUUGUUGCUGUCCCUUUUAACAUCAACAUAAGUACCCUGUGUUGUUAUGGUACUACAGUAAAGGAUCAAUUGCAAUUUGUCUGGAUAAACGAUGAGGGAUUAAGAAUUUCUCAAAAUGAUGUAAAACGUUUAGAGGUUUGCACUCUGGCCAGUGGCGUACAUACCAGGGUCGCAGGGGUCGCGGUUGCGACCGGGCCCGGCCCACCAGGGGGCCCGGCCGCCCCUGCGACCCGGUAUGUAGCCACUGGGCCAGCCUCUUCCCCUGGGGGGCCCAGGAGCCGGCCCCCCGAGGCUGGCCCUGCUGACCCCAGCUGGCGGGUGGCCGGUCGGGCAGGCGGGCGCGCGAGGGAGCACUCACUGCUUCCUCUUCAGCUCCCUCGCGCACCGCACUGAUACCGGAGCCGGAAGAUGACGUCAUCUUCCGGCUCCGGCAUCCCUACGCGGCGCGCGAGGGAGCUGAAGAGGAGGCACUGAGUGCUCCCUCGCGCGCCCGCCUGCCCGACCGGCCACCCACCAGCUGGGGUCAGCAGCACCACUGGACCCCAGGGAAUCCCCCCAGCACUCCAAAAGGUAAGGAGGCUGGGAGGAUUACAUUAAAAAAAAAAACAUGUGUGAGUGUUAGUGUGUGUGAGUGUUAGAGUGUGUGUGUGUGAGUGUUAGAGUGUGUGUGUGUUAGAGUGUGUGUGUGUGUGUGUGUUAGAGUGUGUUUGAGUGUUAGAGUGUGUGUGUGUGUGUGUUAGAGUGUGUGUUAGAGUGUGUGUGUGUGUGUGAGUGCUAGAGUGUGUGUGUUAGUGUGUGUGUUAGAUUAAGUGUGAGUGUUAGAGUGAGUGUUAGAGUGUGUCUGCUAGUGAGUGUCAGUGAGUGUUACUGUGUGUGUGUGUGUGUGUUAGUGAGUCUGUUUGAUGUCUGUUAGUGAGUGUGUGUUUGUCAAUGAGAGUGUAUGUUUUGUAAGUGAGUGUGUAUGUAUGUCUGUCGCUGAGUGUGUCUCUGUCAGUAAAUGUGUGUCUGUUAGCUAGUGUGUAUGCGUCUGUAAGUGAGAGUGUGUGUGUGUCUUCAGCACUUACCUUUCUCCAGCGCCGGACUCCCUUGGCGCUGGGGAUCCCUCAGCCUCUCAGCUCCGAAUGCGACCGCGCACGCAUUCAAACCGCCCAUAGGAAAGCAUUACUCAAUGCUUUCCUAUGGACGUUCAGUGUGCUCCUGUAGCGGUUGUCAGUGAGACAGCCACUAGAGGCUGGAUUAACCCUCAGUGAAACAUAGCAGUUUCUCUGAAACUGCUAUGUUUUCAGCUGCAGGUUUAAAACUAGAGGGACCUGGCACCCAGACCACUUCAUUGAGCUGAUGCGGGAUCUGCGUUCAGAAACCUUUUUGCGUGUGUGCAUCUGCAUGCACUGGCUUACAUAAUACCGGCUGGAAGUUUGCGGGUCGCGAGCCCUGUAACCCCCGCUUACUCAGGUGCCCAAUCGGGCCAUGUAGUUAUGCCCAGCCCGGGCUGGCUAAGACGGGGCCCAAUUUGAUCAAUUUUUGCACCGGGGCCCCAUGGGCCAUGUGUACGCCACUGGCUCUGGCCAUUUAAUUUUUUUAUAGUUCUUAAUUUUUUACUUUUUUUAUAGAUUCUACCAAAGUUUUACACAAAUUGUCAGACAGCAUUCAUAGUUUCGUAGUACUAAGACCACUACUUUAAGCCGUAUAUGUUGAUUGAUUUCCAAAUAAAUGUAAGGGCCACCUAUAAAAUCAAAUCUACAUUAGGCAACUAAUUAGGAGUUAGUUACAACUGAGCAUCAAUAUUUAAUUGCUAAUAGUUUCAGAAUUUUGACCAGUAUUUAAUACAGUUGCAAUCGUGAAAUAUCCCAAAAUGUUUUUGCAACCCCGUCCACCAGUGCCCCACUUCACAGGACGCCAGUGUUAGGGAUGUGGAUUUGGUGGAGAGAUGAAAGCAAGAGAUUAGCAUAGGGUAUGUGUAUUCUUAUAAAUGCUUCCUGUGAGUUUCCCUCCGGCACCACCUCCAGAAGAUACAUGACGCUUGGGAGGUAUAACUGUUUUACUGUUUUCUGUCGAUAAUAUACUGUCAUUAGGCUCAUCAUAAUUCUCAGCAUUAGGCCUAACAGACUCUUCAUCUGGCCCUGAGCAAGCCUGUGGCAUGAAACAAGCAUCUGAAUCGGAAUUUUUAAUAGUUAUUUUUAAUUAUUUAUUAAGUUUAAAAGUUAUUUUUGAUAGUUGCUAAUAUGUAUAUAUACAUUUGUAAUGCUUAUAUUUUCAUUGGCAGAAGAUAAAGGUUUAAGGGCAACAGUAACAGUUCUGGGUAUAUUAAUUUUUAAGGUUUUCGGGGUUCCUUUGACCCUACCGAACCAGUGAACUGGAUAUAUUUUUAUAUUUUGAUAUGCAGGCUAGAAGCCUGGGAACUCUGAGUCUGCCAAGUACAUACCAUCCUACACUUGACAGCAUACCUGAAAAGUCAUGACUAAUUGGGCUUCAACCUACUGCGCAUAUACAGGGCUAAUCUCCACCAUCCUUAGUAAUAAGGAGGUCAUAUCUAUCUAUAUCUUAUGUAUUGAUCUAACUACCUUUUAACUUGUCUCCAUUAUAUGUAAAUAAAAUUUUACUUGUAUUUUAGGUAUAUUGUGUUUGUCAAAAAAUUUGUUGAAACUGCUGAAAAAUUCUUUAUGGCGGGAUUUGAUGUCAACUACUACAUAUUCACCGAUCGAGCGGAGGACGUUCGUCAGAAUAACUUUACUCUUAACAAAGGGAGACGUGUGAUCAUUCUCGAGGUUCCUAGCUAUGAAAGAUGGCAGGAAGUGUCCAUGAGGCGCAUGGAAAUGAUUCGAAAUUACACUCAAGAGAGAUUCAUUAAUGAGGUUAAUUACUUAGUUUGUGUGGAUGUGGACAUGGAGUUCAGCGACGAUGUCGGAGUGGAAAUUCUUAGUGAUUUAUUUGGGACCAUGCAUCCUAGUUUUUAUGAAGCAUCUCGACAGCAUUUCACCUAUGAAAGGAGACCAGAAUCUGAAGCCUACAUUCCAGAUGAUGAGGGAGACUUUUACUAUGCCGGAGGCUUCUUUGGGGGUACAUUAGAAGAGGUUUACAAACUAACAAACUACUGCCACAAUGCCAUGAUAACCGAUAUGGGGAAAAAUAUUGAAGCCCGUUGGCAUGAUGAGAGUUAUAUAAACAAAUAUUUUCUGUAUCACAAACCAACCAAGAUUCUUUCUCCUGAGUAUCUAUGGGACAACAGAUUUGGUGUUCCAGGGAUCCUCAAAAGACGAAGAUUUGUUGCUGUUCCGAAAGACCAUAAUGCAAUUCGUAACUAAAUCAAGGUCAAUCUAGAAGCCACGUAAAAGUUAUGCUUCUCGUAGCAUUAUCACUACCUCUCAUUUUCUAUAAACAUAGUUGGAUUAUCCAGAAAAUGAACAUUGCAUUUUAAAUGAACUUUGUGAAAUUCGUGAAAAUAUUUUCACUGUGUAAGAUGCAGAAAGCAUGUUGAAAAUAUAUUUUUAUAUGUUUGUUUUUUAAAAAUGUGGUCUAUUUAAUGCAUUAAAAAGAGUAUGGAUUGUGUAAUAUAUAUAUAUAUAUAUAUAUAUACACAGACACACCACACACUUAUUUAUGGAAUAUUGUUAAAACUUGAAGAAUUAAAUACUUUAAUAUAUAUGCACAAAAUCAAAGUCAUGCCAUGUUGUGUUUGAGCAGAAUGUACACAAUGUAUACACAUGUGGUUGGCUCUGAAAUUGGUCAAUAGACUUAGGUAGUACUUAUCACUGUCCACUAGUUUCUUUAAAAGGUUAUAUGUAGCACCAUAACCACUUCAGUAUUUUGUAGUGCUUAUGGUUGACUACCAUUUUCUUUAACCUUUUAAUAUGCACUAUUAGUAUAGAAUAAUUUUGACAAGUGUAAAGACUCCCUCUCUUUUUUUCUGUUGUCCUGAAGAAAGGUUACUCUAUAAAAUGAAACAUUAAAAAAACAAUAAACUCAACAAGUCCUCUUUUUGUGUGUGUUCGUAUAAAAUAUAUGAUAUGUCUAUUGAUGUAUCACUGUGUGUUACUAAAACGUGCUAUAUCGUUGUGUGUCAUCUGAUGUGUCACUGUGUGUGUCUUCGGAUGUAUUUGUGUGUAAGUGAACUUGCACCACGUGUCUCUUAUCAGGUGAUCGUGUUAAAUAUUUCUACAGUAGUACAUUAAGAAUAUAAUAAAUUCCUGCCAAGAAAAACCCUCAAAAGAAAACCAAAUGAUGUGAAUUCCUAAUACGUUAAACAUUUUUAUGUUCAAGUGGUUAAGGUAAAAUGUAAGAUAAUAAUGUAUUUUCAUCAAUCAGGUUGAUACAAUAUUACGGCCUUCCCUGCAUCAUUUUGCUAAAUUAUUUUACGUUAUCCUUCUCGAAGCUCUGAGUGUUUUCUCCCAUAUUAGCUGAAUAUGUUGUAACAUAUGAAUGGUUCACAAACAUAAUUGUGCAUUUAUUAAUGCAAUUUGUCUUCGUCUGUGUAUACUGAAGUUUAUAGAGUACAGAUUUACAAGACACAUAAAAAUUCUAAUAUGCUGUUUGUGUCAAAAUUUAAAUUACAAAAAUUUUCCAAUAUAAAUAUUUUUUUUAACGAAUAUUUAAUUUUGAAUUAAGAGUUACAAUAAAAUAUCAUAACAAAAUUAAUUUCAGUAUACAAUUGGUAAGUCAGUGACGAAAGUGAAAUGGUGAGGGGUCUGGAUAAUUUCUCAAAGGCACGGUACAUUAAAUGCAAGCCAGUAAAGAAACUAAAAAUGGUGUUGGCAAUAAUGUAUAUGAAAAAAAAACACAUGUUGAUAUAAAAAGUUAGAAACCUAACAACACAUAACAAGUUGACAAAAGAGACAACAGACAGAAUUACUCUGCUAUUUUUAACAGUAAGCUUUGCACAGAAAAUUCAUGGAACUUUGGGUUAAAAGAAAAUAGAAAAAUAAUAUAAAAAUCAAACACACAUUUCCCGUGCUUGCAACUUACUGAGGGUGAUUGUAGAUAAUUGUGGUCCUUACUUCCUGGUUCAGAUGCCAAAAUUGGGUAGUCGUUGAUGGGUCCUUACUAGUGGACAUUUCUUCCUUAUAAGGCCAACCCCAGAGGUAGUGCUAUAUAUAAAUCUACAUGAUUUGAAAGGAUGUCAUUUAUCAAGACAUAAAGGAAACACUUUUAUAUUGAUCAAAAAAACUGUUCUCUGGAGUUUAUUAGGGAAACACUCUAGUUCAAUUUAAAAGUAUGUUAAGGAGGGGGUGACAGUGCUGCCCUAGGCAUUUGGGGGCGGCUUUUUUCCCCGCCCCCUGGAAAGUUCCACCAAAGGCAAAUGCCAUGUUUGCCUCGCGGCUAAUACGUCCCUGGGGGGGUGACCCAUCAUAGGGACAUUCCCUGAAGUCCAGUUAAGUUGAUUGGGAUGUACUGUACCAAUGGAUUCCUUUUUCUGCUUUUUUUAUAAAUUCACACAAACUGCAAGCCACUUCUGACCCAAGAUUUUGCACAAAAAGGAUAUCUUCUGUGACCUGGUCUGUUUCCUUGCAAGUUGUACUUUAUAUUUAUUUUGGACAUUAUUGUGGACUUUUUUUUUACCAUUUUAUCUGCUAUUUAUUAUAUUUUAUAAUAGUCUUUUUAUACAAUUUUUUUUUUUUAUAGAUUAACAGUAUGAAUAUAUUAUCGGCGUUACCUUUCUCCCUUUUUUCUAUAUAAAAUUGCCAUGAUUGCUAAACACUCAAACGAUAAUAAAACCUGAGAAAACCUGUUUAAACCAGCAACACUCACCAAAACACAGAAAAGACCACUUAAAAAUACAUUUUCUCAUGAAAUAUUUGUGCAAUAUUAAGGUGUGGCAGGACGCCUAUGGCCAAAAUAUUUUAUUAUAAUAGAAGUUAAGAUUCAUUCAUUCAUCCACAUGUUCUGCAGUGCUUUACACAUUUACAAUGAGGAAUGUGGCGCAAGAGAUGAAUGAGAGAACAAAAGUCUUAACGUGAACAGGAAGUAAAGAAGGCCUUGCUUCCUGUAGGGUUUCCCUUGGUAGACUGGCCUACUUAUUGGCAGGCAGUCUGGCAUGCCUUCAUGGUAGCUGAACUUUCAAUUCAACAGACAGACUUGUCUCUUUGGGCAGAGCCAGAGACACACAUUGCACCAAUGGUCUGCCCUCUUUUACCCCUCCCACAGAUGUAUGGAAUUAUAUGACAUUUGCUUAGUGGCACUUGUGGCCUUCAGUGUAUCUAGUAAAAGCACUGUGAAUAAACUGGUGUAAAGUGACUUAACAGCCACUACUGGAGAAAAUGGAAAUAGGUUAAGCAAUUAUAUUAUGUAUUGGAAAGUCUUGGAUGUGGGGCACCUAAACUGUUAUUUUAAAACUAUAGUGCCAGGAAUACAUGUUUUGUACUCCUGACACUAUAGUGUUCCUUUAAUAUAAUUAUUAGUCUUUAAUACUGUAUGUUAGGCAGAUGUACCAAUAUGUAUAAAAUGUAACCACAUAUAACAAGGGUCCCCCAUACUUACAGGAAAGAUUUCAAUAGAAUUUUUUUUUUAACUUUACUACAGAUAUACAAAUGCAAUUUACUUUACAUAAAAAGGACUGUGGGUUCCCACCUCUUGGAAGCUUGAUAAACUACAAUUCAUGCAGUUCUUCAAAUAAUAUUACUGUGUCCUGUCUUGACUGGGAGAGUCCAACUGUGUUGUAAAUAGAAACAGUUCUCUCUUAAAUUAACAUGCUGAUGCCUCUGAGCUGGAUAUUCUGCAGUAUUUCAACUUCUUGAGAUCUCAUUGUAACUGCAAUAGCAUGUAUAUUGUAUAUAUUAAGGGGAGGGGGGGAAUUACAAUACACCAUAGGAUGUCUAACAUUGUCAUUUGCACAAUAUCAGUAUCAGUAACAGUGUUAACCACUUAUCAGGUUUUAUGAUUAUUUACAUUUGAGACCAGUUUUUUCUUUGCCUUGUUUUACGUAUUUCAGUGCGUAUUGAAAUAUUUUUCAUAGUGCAAACAAUACAUAUAUGUGGUGACAAGUAUUACAAUAUGUGUUUCAAUAGAAAAUGUACCAGUAAUGAGUUAUGCAGGUCAACAAAGUUUGCCCAGGAUAAGGGCUGAACAAACAGGAAGGAUAAGGAAAAUAUAUAAAAGUCUCUACGAAAAUAGCAUUGUGGGUAAAAUACACAAAGCUAACAUGGUAUAGGUGAUUUGCUAUAAAAUAUACCAUAUAGUAAUAAUGAUAUAUCUGUAAUUCUAAGCUGCCCUCCUGAUAAAAUGAGGAGGGAUAUAAACUUUUCAGCCCCUUUGAGACAUAAGUUAAUGAGUGUCCAGGAUAGGGUGUUGUUCUACCUGACAUCCAGGAGGGGCCAUGGUACUGGGAAUAUUCUUAAAGAAUAUUAAGGAAUGCUAAAUGUUCCUGAUACAUGGUAAUUCAUCCAUCAAACGGAUAUGCACAGCCAGCGAGAACCAUUCGUGGAGUGUGGGUGGGGUAGAACUUUUUCCAAUUACAGGGAAUUAGAGAUAAUGCUGCAUUAAACACAUUGUGAGAGACUCAGACGUAUGGUUUUCAUUUUAGGAAAGAUAUUCGGGCUAUUGGGUAGCUUAGCACAAUUAAGGUAUCCAGAAAAGGAUAUCUAUAAAUUGUAUCCAAUGUUCCUCAUCCCAUUUAAAUCGCAGCCAUGUUAUCCUGACAAUAACCAUUGCACUUCUAAAUGUUCUUGAGUGGUCCACAAUUUAUGCUGAGGGGUUGUGCUCCACUACACCAGACGGAGUAAGUGAGAGAUUCUACAAUAAUGUUAUGAGUAUGGCAUUGUAAGCUCUCCACCCCUCCUAGCAUGCAAGAGAAUGCUAAAAUAUAAUCUUGGGGGUUUAUUGUCCUAUGAAAACUGUAUAAAAUAGAUUUGAGUGCCACGAAUUAUGAGACAGAGAUGAUAAUAGGCAAGGUUUGAAAGAGCAUAAGUAAGCUAGGAAGAGCAUUAAUUAUUAGUAUGCUAAAGCAGCCUGGUGUGGUCACAUAUGACAGUGACCAACGGAGCAGAUCAUCCUUAAUAGUUUGGGGAAGCCUGAUCUAGAUACUUCAGGAAUGAAGAAUGAAUCACUGCUUCAGUUGGCCAUGCAGAGCAUCGGGAUACUGUUACCUAGGAUCUCAGACUUUGUCAUAUUAAUGUUAAGGUCUUUGUAAGAAUGGUAGAUCUGAAAUUUGUGCAUGAUAUUCACUGAUAACAGAAGGCCAUCUGCUAAAGCUGAGGCCUCAAAAAAUAAAAUAAUAAGCAAAUAUUUCAGAAGGUGGGAUGGGAUUACCACUUUAAUUACAACAUGUACUCUGAAAAACAAAGUAAUAUAAGAGUAAACUGACAAAAGGUUCCCCAAAAUAUUGUGCACAUUACAGUUUUAUAAAGUGGUAAUAAAUGAACACCUACAUUUUUCGUUUUUAUCCCAGAAGCAACUCCCAGAAAAGAGUUGUGUAUAUUGCUGGAAACUAUUUUAUUGUUUUAUUUGCUAUCUGAUAAAGUAUUUUGGUCUAUAUAUACUUUGUAAUUUGCCAUAUGCAUUUAGGUAUUUUUGUUCUUUGCGAUUUUAAAGGGACACUACAGGCACUGAGACCAGUUAAGCUCAUUGAAAUGGCUUGGUUGCAGUGUACCAGGUCCCUUAACCCUGCAGUGGUACGUAUUGCAGUUUUUAAUAAACUGCAAUAAUUACCUGCCAUGAUUAACUCCAUCUUUAGUGGCUGUCUAACAGACAGCCACUAGAGGGACUUCUGGGUCAUUAGACGACUUUUGGUUGCCUAACUGAUGCUGAACGUCCUAACGCUAUGCAUGAGGACAUCCAGCGUCACCCAAUGCUUUCUUAUUGAGGAAGUCCUUAUGGGGGAAGUCCUAAUGCGAGUGUGGGGAUCAGCUGACGUCAGUGAAGGGAGGAGCAGAGGCCUAGACUGAACGAUUACCAAGGGACAUCGGUGUUGGAGCCAGGUAAGGUGCCAGAAGGUGUUUUUAACCACUUCUGUACCAUGAGGGGGUCAAUAUACAGAGCUAUAAUGGUAGGAAAAAAACUGUUUUCCUGGAACUACAGUUUUCUUUAUUAUUUUUUUUAGUUUCCUCUGCUCCUGGUACUUUGCAAGAAUUCUACUAUUGGCGGUGACUUUUUUUAAAUUUUUUUUAUAAAUUCUUUAUUUUGAAAGAUUUUUGUAUUGGGGGGGUACAGAAGGGAAAACAGGGCGUAAGCAUUUGUAGUUUUCACAUCAUAAGCAUGGGUCUGUUGUGGCAUACUUUUUGUCAAUGCAAAUAUUUACAUCCAUUUUUUUUAAUUACAGAGUUUGUCAUUUAUAAUACAUUUACUUCUAUGUUUUUCCAGCUUUGUUGUUCUACAUUCUGUAGGUUGGAGUAGGUUACAGAAAGAAUAAGGGAGGGGGGUCGGGUGCCCUGUUGUAAUUUCAUUUGUAGUUAGUCCAGCUAUCUUUCGUCUCAGUCAUUUUUGUUUUGAGUUUAUAGUGCAACUUUGGGUUGUGGUUUUAUGUGGUCCGGGUAUUCGAGGUUUGGGGUUGCAUCACUUCUCUUCGGGGUUGCGGGGUAGAAGGUAGGAUGGGGGUUUGUGUGUGCUUCGAUUGUUAGUUUUCCUGCGGCUUCUGAGUCUGUGUUGUGUGGUUCGGUCUUUGGGUGCAUGACUGUUAUGAGGUGUGAGUGUGGGCGCGGUCUUGCGGUUGUGACUCGGCUCUGGUUGUUGCGGAGAUGUGUUCGUGUUUAGAGUGUUUUUGUUGUGGUGACUUGGGUCCUGAUGGAUUACUGAAUGUGGUCUGAGUAGUCCUAGUUAGUAUAGGUUGAUGCGUUUCUGUUCUCUGGGUGUCCUAAGAGUUUCUUUCCCGCUUUUUUGUCUUUUCCCUAACGUUGUUGCUAUGUUCGCGAGAUGGGUUAGCUGGUUUGGGUGUUCAAGGGGGUUUUGGAAUUCCCGUGUAGGUGUUCAGCCCGUUAAUGAGUGAUGUGGAAGGUGUUGGUUUUGGAGGUUCGGGUUUUUCUAUGGUGGGUGUACUGCGGGGUUGUGUUUUCGUGUAUUGUGGUGGGGUAUGUUGUGUGUCUGUGAGGUAUGGUGUUUGUUGGUGUGAGGGGUGGGGGGAGGGGGCCGGAGUGGGAGGUUGGGGGCGUUGGGUCAGUUUGGUGUUUCGUUCGCUGUGUGUCUGUGCCUUGGUGUGAGAGUGGUCCCUUAAUGGUCAGGGUAUGGUUGGGAAUUCAUAGAACCAUGGGUCCCAAAUUUUAUUGUAGUGUUUGGUCGUGUCAUGGACCAAUGCGGACAUUUCGUCCAUCUUAAUGGUGUCUUUUAUUUUUCGUUUGACUGUUUCUAUUGUCAGUGUGUCUGGGCUUCCCCAUUUUUCGGCUAUUGAUCUCCUUGUGGCCAGUGCAAUUAGUUUGUUUUGGGCUCUUGGUGUGUCUGCCAAAGGUAUGGAUAGAAGCCAUAUCCAUGGGUCAAGUGGUAUGUCUGUGUGUAGGAUCUGGGAGACCAUGGAUGCAAUUUGUUGCCAUAGCUGUACUGUGUGUGGGUGCAUUCCCACCACAUGUGGAUGUAUGCUGGAAAGGCUGUCUGCAGCCUUUCCAGCAUAGGUCGUCAUCUGACCUGCCCAUCUGUUUGAGUUUUAGGGGAGUGAUAUAUCACCUCAUAAUCGUCUUAUAGGCCUGCUCUUUGUAGUUAACACAUAUUGAUAUGGUAGCUAUGGCUUCCCAUAUUUCGGCCCAGUCGGAUGGGUCUUCCGGGUCUAUGUCUCUCUCCCAGGCCGACACAUAUGUGAGUGCCCUGUCUUUUAUGUUUUGUAUUAUGUGGGAGUCUAACGCCAAAAUCUGGCUUUGUUGUGUACGCGUUUUUAAGCAUUGUUUUUCAAAGGGUGUAAGUGUUCUGGUGCCUGCCAUUAUAAUUGUCGGUGGCGCAUCUAUUGGCCCAAAUUAAGUUAUCAAUCUUGGUUUGUAGUUGUUUGAAGUCUGCGCCGCGUAAUGGGAUCGGGAGGGUUUGGAACUGUCAGGUUAGACCUGCCGGGUUUCGCCGAAUUAAGCCACUUCCGGGUUGACGGCGCUUUGCCCCGCCCCCUUCUCUGUGUUAUUAUCUACUUAGAUGAUAUCUUAAUAUAUUCCAACAAUCUGGACGAACAUAGGAAGCAUGUAAGAUGGGUUCUACCUAGAUUGAGAACACACAAAUUAUACGCUAAACCCGAGAAAUGCCUUUUUGAAGUUACUGAAUUCUCUUUUCUAGGAUAUAUUAUUUCACCUCAUUCCCUGAAGAUGGAUAAUUCCAAAAUUGAGUGUAUCAUUAACUGGCCAGUUCCUACUAGUACAAAAGAGUUGCAACGGUUUCUUUGGUUUGCAAAUUUCUAUAGAAAAUUUAUUAGAAAUUAUUCAGAUAUAUCUCAUCCACUUAAUCUCCUUAACAGCAGUAAGCGUUCUUUUAAUUGGAAUGAAAAUGCACAAUCAGCCUUCAACGAAUUAAAAAGAAGAUUUACAACUGCCCCCAUUCUUCAACUGCCUAAUCCAACAUUCUUAAAUGUUCUUGAAGUAGAUGCAUCAGAUACAGCUAUCGGAGCAGUGCUUUCUCAACACAAACACCUCAGGAUCCGCUCCAUCCAGUUGCUUUUUUUUCACGAUCCUUGAAUUCCGCUGAAAUUUUUUUAUCCAAUUGGUGAAAAAGAAUUGUUAAGUGUUAAAGCUGCUUUUGAGAAUUGCGUCAUCUCCUCGAAGAUACAAAACACCCCAUAGUGGUUAAUACAGAUCACAAAAAUCUCGAAUAUUUCUAUACUAAUAAGACCCUUUCAGCUAGACAAGUUAGAUGGAAUCUUUUUUUUAACCGAUUUAACUUCCAAUUAGUAUACAGACCUGGAACUAGGAAUAAAAAGGCAGACACUCUUUCUAGAAUCCCUCAUAAAACUGCUGUAGAUGAUUAUUCUCCUAACAAAACAAUUGGAUUUGUUUCUUCUCUAUAUGAUGCAAGAACAAAGAAAUAUGCAGACCGUCUCAAUUAUAUGAAUGAAACUUACUGCAUUGACUGGAAAAAAUAUAUCUAUGUAUAGCGCGAUGUUCCAAAUAUAGAGCCUGGCUAUUAGAAAUAAUAUGGUCAGAGACCCUAAUUAAACAAAGUAUAUACAAGUGAACCUACAAUCCUAUGCCAGCCCAGGGUAGUAUAGAUCAAGAGGUAGUAAAAAAUAUAACCUCACUCCCCCUUAUAAUUAAGCUUUAUUGUGAUCUGCUAUAGGGAUAGGAGUAUACAGUAGCUAAGUCUCUAUAAUCCAUGCAUCCUAGGAAGUAUCCUGGUCACACUAGAAACAUAUUAAGAAAAACAGAGAGAGAUAAGGACUGAAAAUAGAAGUAAAAAAAUCAGUCAAAAACAGACUGAUAAUUAGCAUUAAUAAAGCCUCUCUCCCUGUAAAGCUAGCUAGAUAGGCAUAGGAAAGAAAAGAAGAAAACGAUAUAAAAUAAAGUUAAAUUAAAUGGUGAUCAUGGUGCUCCAAACACCAGUGCCCAGUGCAGAAAAAACGCCCAACGUACGUUUCGGUGCAGAGAGAUGCACCUUCGUCAGGGGCCAACAGAUAACUGAAGAGAAGCCUCUUAAAUACCCCAAUUGUCAGGAAGCAUGAUUACCUUGUAGCCAAUGGAGUGUGGGGGUGUAUACCUCCCCAGCUGCCUCUAAUAUCCUGGCUAUUCCUCUGUGAUUGCUAAUGUUCAUUCAUCUGUAUUCAUCUGUGAUGUCAUGCGUCACGUGACGUAUCCGGCAUUCUCCUAACGGGGCGUGGCUCAUUCAUCAUAGUGCUGCAGUACCGCCCAUCCGAGCAUCUCCUGUCCAUCAUCCUCACAUGGGUUGAUCCCCUGUGACAGAUGGGCGGAGCUAGGUAUUCUCUGUGUAUGGAGAAACCGAACUUGUCCAAAUUGAGGCUCAAAUUGAUAAGCUGCAUAUUGAUAAUGUAUCAUUACAAAGUACCAAUGUGUACUAUAUAGGAUGUACAGAAUCAGCUGAAAAUAUAAGGCAGUGCUGAUUACAUAUUAUUCUAAUACUGAAUCUAUUAAAGAUGUAGUAAAGAAUAUGAGAGGACACCCCAAUAAUAAGAGAAAAAUUGAAUGAUAAGGGGUCCUGGGAUGUUGUUAACUCCCACUCCCCCGUCCCAGGCAAGGAUAUAUGAUAAUAAAUAUAUUUAGUGUUCAUAGGACCCAUGCUAGGAUGCAAAAUUAGCAUGGUACAUCCUGCCGCUAUAUCCUGUACACUGAGUCACUUGACAAUAUGAACCUCUGAAUGACCAGAUAUGACUUAGUCCGUAAAAUAAAAAUAAUAAUAAUAAGGCUAGCAUUCUUUUUGUCAAGAGGUCUUUAAACUUAUGGCACCUGAGGUUCCUAGUUGGUCUCCCAUACAAGUACUAACCAGGCCCAAGUCUGGAUGGCUUCUGAGAUCUGACGAGAUCAGGCAUUUUCAGACUGGUAUGGCCAUUGAUAUUUUCAUUCAAGUGCUCAGCAAGCUUGGUCUAGGAACAUUAUUGGUAUUAUAGUCAUUAUAUAGCUAUUUCCUUGGGAGAAUUCAAGCAUUAGCAAUUUAGUGGUCCUCAUCCGGUAAUCAUGAGAAUAAAUUUAUAUGAUAAAAAAUAAUAUAAAAAAUAAUAAUAAAUAGAAAAGGAUAGUGAUAAUAGUAGUAAUAGUAAUAAGCAAAGGAUAUACCCAUUGUGGAACAAACCGCGCUAUAUUUACAAAUUUACAAGUGUAUCAGGCCAUAAGGCUCAUUCAGAAUAGAUUAGUGCAGAGAUCACCCGCCGAGUACCACUGCCCGUAUAUAGGUCUGAGUCCCACACCUGGUAUCAGUGAUCUGCAAUAAAUGGUGUAUAUGAGAAACCUUCGUUAAGUCCCAAGGGUGACAGGGUUUUGAGCUUAUAGAUCCAGAAGCUCUCCCUUUGGAGUAGCUUCUUGUCUAAAUCCCCCCCUCUUGGUCCCAAGGUAACCCUUUCAAUACCACUAAAUCUGAUUCCUUCAGAUGAGCCCCCAUGAUGUAGUUUCAAAUGUUUAGAGAUAGGGGUGUCGAUUUGUCUUGUGGGGUUUACCGAAUUGACAUGUUCCCGUAUCCUAAGUUUAAACAUCCUAAAGGUUUUUCCCACAUACAGUUUUUUGCACGAACAGGAAAGUAAGUAGAUAAGCCCUUUGGACUGACAGUUAAAGAAAUUCUUUACUUUGAAUUCCUGUGUGCCGAGGGAGUCUGGGAAUGUUUUGGAGGGUCUACGUAUAAACCUACAUGCCUUACAUUUCCCACAUUGAUAGGUCCCUAAGACUGGGGACUUCAGCCAUGAUGUUUUCUGGGGUGUAGUCUUGAGAUGGCUAGGGACCAACAUGUCCUUGAUGUUGCGUCCCCUUCUUGCUGUUACUGAAGCCUUAUGUGUGAUUACCUUCCGUAAGUGUGGGUCUUGUUGUAAAAGGGGCCAGAAUCUGUCCAAGAUUUGCAUCAUUUGAUGCCAGCCGGCAUCAAAAUUCCCUAUACAUCUUAUGACUGCCUGUGAUGGCUCUGGGUUAUGUUCGAUUAGAAGGUCUUUCCGAUCUGACAGUAAGGCCCGUUUAUAAGCGUGUUUUAAGCAUCUAUUCGGGUACCCCUUUUGUUUGAAUUGGAGUUGUAAGGUCUUAGCCUUUAGUUUAAAAUCAUCCAAUGUAGAGCAAUUGCGUCUAAGGCGCAAGUAUUGUCCAGUUGGAAUCCCUUUCUUUAGGGAAGGGGGAUGAUGGCUAGACCAAUUCAGCAAGUUAUUAGUUGCCGUUGGUUUACGGAACAGAGUUGAAAUGAGGCACCCUUCUUCUGUCAGCGAGAUGGUGAGGUCCAGAAAAUUAAUUCUAUUGCCACCAAUUUCACUAGUCAGUUUGAGAUUAAUAUUGUUGGAGUUGAGAGUGUGGACGAAGUCCAAAAACAGUUCCGAGGUAUCUGUCCAAAUGAUAAACACGUCAUCAAUGUAUCUUUUCCAGAUUUUUAUAUGCUUUGUAUAUUUUACCAUAUGAUCCGUGAAUACCAUUUGAGACUCCCACCACCCCAGGUGGAG